Molecule: messenger RNA, 1189 nt
Organism: Dinoponera quadriceps
Lineage: Eukaryota; Metazoa; Arthropoda; Insecta; Hymenoptera; Formicidae
Product: RNA-binding protein 25-like
Exons: 2
Coding region: 1-540 (179 amino acids)
Source: RefSeq, a predicted model, not a curated record
AUGUUUCCAUCCGGUCGAGCCGUCAGGAGAGGAACGCCUCUUGUAACGGGGCCCUUUAGGCACGUACCCGAUGUGACGCGGAAAGAGAGAGAGAGAGAGAGGGAGCGAGAGCGAGAAAGAAAGAAAGAAAGAAAGAGAGAGCGAGCGAGCGAGCGAGUGAGGGAGCGGCAGCUGUGCGCGACGUGUGUACGCAGCAAGUGGAAAGAGAGAAAGAGAGAGAGAAAGAAGGCGUUAGAGGGCGAGAGGAGAAGAGGUGAGAAAGAGAGGGAGAAUGGGAGGCGAGAAGGAGGCGCCGUCGACCUUCGCUUUUACGAAACGGUGGAGCGAAGGAGGCGGACGAGCGGCCGCGCGCGCGCUUAUACCGGUUCCACGGACACACUCUCUCUCCUCGAGCGGUUCUCCCGUGGCGUCUCCCGUCGACGCCUCGCGCUCAUCGUGCUCGCCCCGGGUGUCGUCGUACGGUUAACGGCGCCUCCUGAGCGCGCGUCGCGUUACCGGAACACGCUUCGGUUGUUGUUGUUGUUGACACGUGGGCUUUGACAGAAGCCGUGCCGUGGCGAAUGUCGCGUCGCGAGUGGCCGCGCGAGUUGCCGACGCGUGUCGCAGUGCGUCCUGGCGUCCGCGCGAGGAGGCGACGUCGACCUCGCGGGAAAGUGACAUCGUUUCCGUUUAUACCGUGUGACCGACCGAUCGGCCGGUCGGCUUAAUGUCGAAAUGCUAAGUUGGGCGCACGCGCGCGGCGCGUUACACACGCGAUAGAGUGCGCCGCGUUUAACGACGACGAUGAGCGGUCGUAUUGCGAGCGCGUCGUCGUCGCCGGUACUCCGGGCUCGCGAUCCGAACGCUCUCCGGCUCGCGCUCGAACAUCCCCGCCGGUCGGGAUGUUCCCCCGGGAGCUCUCUCGCGCGUCUCCUCGCGCCCGGAGGAAAUAUAAGUCGGUUCACGCGUCCGCGAGACGCUCGUGGAUCCACGCGCUCUGGAACGUGCGGUGAGUGCGGCCGAUAUGGUAAGGCGUCGCGUGCGACGGCGGCGGUUGUUGUUGUUGUUGCCCGCUUCUCGCGGCGAAGACGAAAAUUACGUUGCACAAUGUGUGGGACUGCCGCCCGCGGGACGAAUCGGAUUCACGUGAGAAAAGAAAAAGUACCUCUUAAGAAAAAAAAUAUAUAAAAUAUAUAUAUAUAUAUAUAUA